GCUCGUUUUGGGGGCGCUUUCGUCCCUUCCACGGCUCUAACCCCAAACGGAACCCCGGCCCGAGUCCCGCUGACGCAACCCCAUCCUUGGCGUUUUCGUCGCGACUCUCUGGCCCCGGCGACCUCACCGAGUCAGUCACCCCUCCUUCUCUCUCCGUACACUUUCCCAAUACCCCCACCCACCCCCACACCCACAUCUCAACACGUCAUGCUUCUCACGCGUCUCUCCUCAACCGGCGCAUCAUCGCCGCUCAUCCUCAUCCUCACACCUUCUCCUCUUCUUCUGCUUCUUCUCCCUCUUCUCUCCACCACCACCAUCUCCGAUGGAUGAAUUACAAUUCUCAACCCCCCAACCACCGCCCGCCCGAUCCUUACCUUUCCGCGAAGACUGCUGGAGCGAAGAAGCAACAUCCACUCUCGUCGACGCUUGGGGCCGCCGCUAUCUCGAACUCAACCGCGGCAACCUCCGCCAGAAGGACUGGCAGGAGGUGGCCGACGCCGUCAAUCUCCGCCAUGGUCACACCAAGAAGACACGCCGCACCGACGUCCAGUGCAAGAACCGCAUCGACACUCUCAAGAAAAAGUACAAGGUCGAGAAGGCUAGGGUUUCUGAAUCUAACGGAUCGGUCGCCAGCUCUUGGUCCUUCUUCCCCCGCCUUGAUUACUUGAUCGGAUCUACGGCCAAAAAGGCUCCUUCUCCGCCGUUGGCGGUGCCUUUGGUGUACCGGAAGCCGCCGCCGGGGUUGGUGGUGCAGCCGGUGGUGCUUCCUCAGAAACGGCCGUCUCCGGCGGUGGAUGAUUCGUAUUUUAGGAGGAAUUACUCGGCUGUUGCUGCGGCCGCUGCGGCGGAGGAGGAGGAGGAAACGGAGGAGGAAGGGGAUGAGGAUGAGGUUGAAGGGAUGAGUAGGCUGGCGAGGGCGAUUGAGAGGUUUGGAGAGAUGUAUGAGAGGAUUGAAGGGGAGAAGCAGAGGCAGAUGAUUGAAUUGGAGAAGCAGAGGAUGCAAUUCGCUAAAGAUUUGGAGGUUCAGAGGAUGCAGCUGUUCAUGGAUACUCAGGUUCAGCUCGAGAAAAUCAAGCAAGCUAAGCGGUCGGGUUCAAAUGGGCGUAGUUGGGAACUACAGCAACAGCUACAGGUUCUCUUCAUGUAUUUAAGGCUUCAUUUCUUGGUGCACUGAAAAUUUGACCAACCAAUCUGUCAGCUGCUCACAUCUGAAUUACAUUUAUAGCUAGCCAUGGGAGAGGGCUUUGAUGGUCGUCCUAAUUGCAAUUGGUAUAGCUUCUGGUUUUCAUAUUUAUGCACAAGCAAAGUACAUAGAGUUGCAGUUGGUUAUGGUAUUGGUGGAUGUUGGCAAUUUAAAAUUUUCAGUGGACAAGGCUGUCAAUGAUGUUGCGAACUAUAUGCAUUGUGCUGUCACGUGUUAUAUUUUCUAGUUGGUUUUUGUUUUUGCAAGUACUUUAGUAGUUGAUGUUCAAUUAAGAGGGGCUGUUCCACUUUUAGACUUUAGUUAGAAUGAUGCCUAUGUUUGCUCCAAUGUCCGGCGCUCAAUUUUGAACAUAUUUGUCUUAAAAAUUGUUUUAUGUUUGCUGAUUCCUGGAAUAUAAUGCUACAUCAUGUAUGAAGAUUUAUUUUCAGUGACA
Camellia sinensis is the source of this 1637-nucleotide messenger RNA. Its product is annotated as trihelix transcription factor ENAP1. Gene Ontology annotation, cellular component: nucleus. NCBI's taxonomy places the organism in Eukaryota, Viridiplantae, Streptophyta, Magnoliopsida, Ericales, Theaceae. Gene Ontology annotation, molecular function: transcription cis-regulatory region binding. The record is from RefSeq and is a predicted model, not a curated record.